UGGUGAUGAAGACCAAGGUUAGGGGAUGAAGACGGUGGAGAUGGUGAGAUAUUGGUCUAUUAUGGGAUAGUUAUGGUGAAGCUUAGAGAUACUAAAAAGGUAGGAUUCAGUGGUAUCUUAAGAUGCUAACCGUCGUCAUUGGAAUAGGUGAGGGCGCUGACGCACGACACACAACGCUCAAACACACUACCCCUAGAUCAUGGGGUGCAUCUUCCAGUUGUGUUGCAAGAAUCCCAGAAACUGCCAUUGUUCAUGUUCCUGCGAGGUUUCACACACUCGACCCACCACUCCCUAUCUAGGAAGAAAGCUAGAGGGCUGCGACGGUAAAGUCUUAUAUAGUACUUCAGUCGGUGGAGUAAGAGAUCAUGUUGCCAGCCCACGAGCAGACAACGUGAGGAACGUAUCCCCUAUCGCUGUUAUACUCCUUGGAGUUUUUAGCCUCAACCAACCAACCCUCCACACGUGCUCUCGGACAUAUCCCGUGCCUCCCACGUGCCCACUUAAUCUCCCCUUCCUCACCAACUAUAAACUCCCCUCCACCUCCUCGUUUCCAGAACCAGAGAAGAUCGCAGACUUCGAUCUCGUAUCAACAACGGAGAGUACUGGCAAUUAUGUUGGCAGCGUGGUCCUGGUUUACUCGUCCCAUAAACUACCUCCACCAUUCCAGGGGAUCCACCGGGUGGUGAAAGGGGUUUGUAGGGGGAGCAACAACGAUGAGGUUACGCCCAUAUGGCUGGGGGAAAGUGGGGCUGGGGGUAAAAAGGGAGAAGAUGCGGCUGAAUGGGGUAGAGGAAUCAAAGCCGUGGACGGGCAAUUGGUCAUGGAGAGCAUCGCCUCACAUUGGUUUUGAUGGUUGGAGGAGGCGGUGGGGGUAGAGUGGUGGCUGAGGAAGUGUUGUUGGUGAUGACGGGGAGUAGUGAUCGGAGAAGAUAGCGAGAAGAUAAAAGGAGAGUGAUAAGAAGCACUGAUGGUUUAGUGACUGGUAGAGCUUCGGCGCGGUAGAGGGAUGACGUUUCCCAGUACCUUAAAGUACUACUCAUCCUCAUCAACGUUCCAUGG
Molecule: messenger RNA, 1059 nt
Organism: Mytilinidion resinicola
Lineage: Eukaryota; Fungi; Ascomycota; Dothideomycetes; Mytilinidiales; Mytilinidiaceae
Exons: 1
Coding region: 200-850 (216 amino acids)
Source: RefSeq, a predicted model, not a curated record